Pipistrellus nathusii (Nathusius's pipistrelle) is the source of this 360-nucleotide messenger RNA. NCBI's taxonomy places the organism in Eukaryota, Metazoa, Chordata, Mammalia, Chiroptera, Vespertilionidae. The record is from the annotation of a GenBank genome assembly.
AUGAAGGUCUUCCUGCCCGUGCUGCUGGCCGCCCUCCUGGGCGCGGAGCAGGCCCACUCGCUGGUGCGCUUCUCAUGCACCAACCAGCAGGGCAACUCCUACUGCCUGAGGCCCACCGUGUGCGAGGACACCGACAACUACUGCGUGACCGUGCACGCGGCCGCCGGCAUCGGGAACGUGGCGGACUUCGGCUACAGCCUGCACAAGGGCCGCUCCCCCAUCUGCCCGCGCCGCCUGGCACCGCUGCCAGAGCUUCCUGUGCAACUUCAGCAGCGCCGCGGGCUGCGGGCCAGCCCCGCCCUGCUGGGCCUCCGGCUGCUGCUCAGCCUGCUGGCCCGGCCCCUGACCCCUGACCCCUGA